UUUGGCUGACGCUCUUAUCCAGGGCGACUAACAAAAAGCUUUGAAGUUUCCGUCAUUGGAUACUUACACUGGGUUACUAGAUUACUAAAUGCCAUCAGUCAUUGUUCAUACAGUAUAUAGUUCAACAUUGUGCUUCUCUAUUUUUUUAAUAGCCUCCUUCUCCCAGCUACAAGUGUGUGGUAAACCUCCACUGAACACCAAGAUUGUUGGAGGUGAAAAUGCCGCUCCCGGGUCCUGGCCUUGGCAGGUCAGCAUUCAGAGAGGAGGCAGCCAUUUCUGUGGUGGCAGCCUGAUCAAUGAAAACUGGGUCUUAUCAGCUGCUCACUGUUUCCAACGCAUUGGUGCAGCAUCUAUCACAUUGUUACUAGGAAUGGAAAGUCUUCAGGGGACAAACCCUAAUAAACAACAAAAAGGUGCUAGAAACAUUAUUGUCAACCAAAACUAUAACCCUAGCACCAGUGACAAUGAUCUUGCACUAGUCCAUCUCUCCUCUUCUGUGACAUUCAACAACUAUGUAUUGCCGGUGUGCCUUGCAGCAACCAACAGUUCUUUUCCAGGUGGUACUAAUGCCUGGGUCACAGGAUUUGGUAGAAUUGGUUCAAAUGUGAAUCUGCCGUCCCCUCAAACCCUGCAGGAGGUGAAGGUGCCAAUUGUCAGUAACAGUGACUGUGCAAAACCAUAUCCAGUUGGUACUAUAACAAACAAUAUGAUGUGUGCUGGUUUAGCUCAGGGAGGAAAAGAUUCAUGCCAGGGUGAUUCUGGAGGUCCACUGGUCAUCAACAUCAACAGAUCUUGGGUUCAGGCUGGGAUCGUGAGCUUUGGCUAUGGCUGUGCUUUACCUAAAUAUCCCGGUGUGUACACCAGGGUGUCUCAGUACCAUGACUGGAUUAACAGCAGUAUCAGCAGCAGUCAACCUGUAUUUGUAGCAUCAAGCAUCAGUCUUGGCUCCCCCCACCUCUUUUGCUUGUUCUUUUUUUUCCCCUUCUUAUUCUAACUCCCAUAUUUUGGUGAUAGUCAAAUUAACCA
Clarias gariepinus (North African catfish) is the source of this 1026-nucleotide messenger RNA. Its product is annotated as serine protease 27-like. Bases 89 to 994 code for a protein of 301 amino acids. NCBI's taxonomy places the organism in Eukaryota, Metazoa, Chordata, Actinopteri, Siluriformes, Clariidae. The transcript has 5 exons. Gene Ontology annotation, biological process: proteolysis. The record is from RefSeq and is a predicted model, not a curated record. Gene Ontology annotation, molecular function: serine-type endopeptidase activity.